Molecule: messenger RNA, 2844 nt
Organism: Synchytrium microbalum
Lineage: Eukaryota; Fungi; Chytridiomycota; Chytridiomycetes; Synchytriales; Synchytriaceae
Exons: 20
Coding region: 1-2844 (947 amino acids)
Biological process (GO): protein import into nucleus; protein export from nucleus
Cellular component (GO): cytosol; nuclear envelope
Molecular function (GO): nuclear export signal receptor activity; small GTPase binding
Source: RefSeq, a predicted model, not a curated record
AUGAGUGAAAUCCAAGAUAUUGCAGAGCUCUUUCAGCAGACAUUACAACCAGCAAGUCGGAAAUAUGCUGAAUCAAUUUUGGCUUCCCUCGAAGCUCAACCUGGGUUCGUUGUUUUGUUGCUACGAAUUGUUCAAGAUCCAAACUUGUCGGAAAGUGUCAGGAUUUCCUCUGGUCUCUACUUUAAAAACUUUGUCAAAAAGCACUGGAAGCUGGAAGAAGACGAAGUCGAUCAUAUACCGCAGCAAGAUCGAAUCGCAGUCAAACAAAUCCUUGUUUCUUUGAUGAUCUCCGUUCCUCAUAAACUACAAUUACAACUGUCAGAAGCUAUAUCCAUCAUCGCCGACACGGAUUUUCCCGAAAAUUGGCAAGGACUGGUUCAGGAAUUGGUUACUCGUCUCAGUCCAACCGAUUUUAAUGUCAAUAAUGGAAUUCUACAAACUGCUCAUUCGAUAUUCAAGAGAUGGCGUUCUCAAUUCGCUACUACCAAACUCUUUACGGAAAUCAAGUUUGUCUUGGAACAGUUCUGUGCACCAUUCCUCCAGUUGUUUCAGACAACGGAUGCCCUUAUUGAGCAAAACAGAGGAAGCACUACAACACUGAGUACCCUCUUCACUACACUGUUAUUGUUGACCAAGAUAUUUUACUCCCUGAAUUCACAAGACUUGCCUGAAUUCUUUGAAGAUCAUAUGGACGAGUUUUUGAACUUGUUGCAGAAAUACCUCGUCUACACCAAUGCGUUGCUGGAAACUGAGGAUGACGAGGAGGCUGGCCCACUGGAAAAAGUAAAGGCAUCUAUAGCCGAAAUCAUAGAUUUAUACGCCACUCGAUAUGAAGAAGAGUUUACACGGUUGCCACAGUUUGUCCAAACCGUAUGGGAAUUGUUGACUGCUACGGGCACGCAGCCAAAAUACGAUAUGCUCGUGAGCAAAUCAAUUCACUUUUUGACUGCCGUGCUCAAACCUCCUCGACAUCGUGCCAUGUUUCAAAGUCCAGAAUCACUCAAGAGUAUAUGCGAAAAGAUUAUCUUACCCAACAUGGAACUACGUCCCUCUGACGUCGAAGCAUUCGAAGACGAACCACUGGAAUACAUUCGCCGUGAUUUAGAAGGAUUGGACACAGAUACUCGCCGUAGAGCUGCUUCAGAUCUAGUUCGAGGUUUACUGGAACACUUUACAAGAGAAGUGACUGAGAUAUUUUCUCAGUACGUAACUGGGUACCUCCAGGAUUAUGAAAAGGACAAGGCAAACAAAUGGAAGUCAAAAGAUACUGCCAUCUUCCUCAUCACCACUCUGUCUGCGAAAUCCCUUGGUCGUCAGUCUCGAGCUACUUCCGUCAAUGAAUUUAUUCCCAUUGUUACAGUCUAUACGUCGCACAUUCUGCCUGAAUUGACUUCAACCACCUCAUCGACUCACCCGAUAAUUACAUUGGCCAAGGAGCAAUUACUGCAGGUUUUGCCAUAUCUUGCUUCGCACCAUCUCGCGUCCUCCAACUAUGUUGUCUACACCUAUGCUUCGAUUUGUGUAGAGAAAAUCUUGGGAGAACGUGAUGCCAACAACAAGGCCAUAUUCACUCAAGCUGACGUCAGUUCCGUGGCAAGAAAUUUGAUUUUCAAACACUUUGAGUUAAUCGCCAAGAGUGGAUCUACUCCAGAGAAAUUGGCAGAGAAUGACUAUCUCAUGAAAUCAAUCUUGCGGAUUGUAUUGGUUGCUGGAACAGACUUGGCUCCAGCAGCUCGAGAAAUUCUGUCAGCAUUCGUCAAUAUUAUUGCUGCUGUGAGCUCCAAUCCCUCAAAUCCCAAGUUCAAUCAUUACGUGUUCGAGUCAAUUGCUGCACUCAUUCGAAAUCUGUGUACCAGCAGUCCUGCCUUGGUGGCUGAUUUCGAAAAUCUACUCUUCCCACCCUUCAAUACUAUAUUGGUACAAGAUGUAGCCGAAUUUGUGCCUUAUGUCUUCCAAAUAAUGUCACAGCUAUUGGAUUUGCAUGCCGAGAAUGGACUACCCGAUACGUAUAUGACCUUGCUUCAACCUUUAUUGACACCUGGGCCAUGGAGUUCAACUGGUAACAUUCCAGCUUUGGUUCGCUUGGUUCAGUCAUGUCUCAUCAAGGGAGCUGUACAAAUCGUUCAACAGCAAAAGUUGCAAGCUAUUCUCGGUAUCUUCCAUGUCUUGAUCGGUUCCAAAGUAAAUGACCACCAUGGAUUCGAGCUUUUGGCUUCUAUAUUUGACUAUGUACCACCAGAUGCCAUUACUCCAUAUUUAAGAAAUGUGGUUAUCCUCUUGAUGAAUCGAUUGUCGAGUGCACGAACCGCAAAGUUUGUGAAGGGAUUUUUCAACUUUGUCUGCACUGUUUUCGUAUACAACAAGCCUGGCUUGGAAGUCGAUGUCAUAUUGCGAGUGUUUGAUACCGUCCAACCAAACUUGUUCUGGACGGUCUUGAAUGAUGUCUUGCUGCCUACUACUGAAGACGCUCGCUCACCAGACGAACGAAAAGUGAUUAUCAUUGGCUUGACUCAUUUGCUCUCAAAGAGUCAAGUUAAUUUGGCACAAGAUCAUCUACCGUUGUGGGCACCUGUUACCAAAGCAAUCACAUUGCUGUUGAGUGUCCCAGUAGCACAGGACAAGACAAGUGCAGAAGACGAAGAAGAGUUACUAUUUGGGCCAGCAGAAGGACAAGAAGAAGGUGCUGUUUACUCGGCAUCUUAUUCGCGUCUGGCAACCGUUGGCAAGUUGAAUAGAAAUCCAGUCAAGGACUAUCCUGAUGCUCAAGCUUACUUUGGGCAAGAGUGGACUCGACUUGGACAAAUGUACCCAGAGCAGGUGAAGUUUGUAAUGGGAAGCCAAUAA